This is a messenger RNA of Eucalyptus grandis, 2409 nucleotides long. Its product is annotated as cellulose synthase-like protein G3. NCBI's taxonomy places the organism in Eukaryota, Viridiplantae, Streptophyta, Magnoliopsida, Myrtales, Myrtaceae. Gene Ontology annotation, biological process: cellulose biosynthetic process; plant-type primary cell wall biogenesis. Gene Ontology annotation, cellular component: trans-Golgi network; plasma membrane. Gene Ontology annotation, molecular function: mannan synthase activity; cellulose synthase (UDP-forming) activity. The record is from RefSeq and is a predicted model, not a curated record.
CAAACUUAUUGCUUUUUCCUUAGAAAGGAUGGCGACUCCAAGAAGAAGCAUGGCCUCAGCCACCACCAACCACCCUCCUCUCAACUCCAGCAAGCUCCUACGACGCGCCGUCCUAAACCGUGCGUUCGCCCUUACUUACGCUUGUGCCAUCCCGGCCCUAUUCUAUCACCAUGUGAAAGCUCUCCUCCACCCCUCGACUGCGGCCAACGCCAUCGCUGCCCUCCUCUUAUUGCCCGCCGAUGCAGUCCUUGCCUUCAUGUGGAUCACCGCCCAGUCCUUCCUACUAUACCCGAUCCGCAACGAGGAGUUCCCAGAGAACCUCGAGAAGGUGGUGGAGACCGGCAGCUUCCCAGCGUUGGACGUGUUCAUAUGCACAGCGGACCCAUACAAGGAGCCCCCGAUAGGAGUAGUGAACACAGCACUGUCGGUGAUGGCGUAUGAGUACCCAACGGAGAAGUUAUCGGUGUAUGUCUCGGACGACGGCGGGUCGGAGCUGACGCUGUUCGCGUUCAUGGAGGCGGCGAGGUUCGCCGGCCACUGGCUGCCAUUUUGCAGGGAGAGGAAUCUGAUGGAGCGCAACCCGGAGGCUUACUUUGCGUCCAAUCAUUGUGGCGGCACUGAAAUCAAUAAGAUUAAGAUGAUGUAUGAGAGCAUGAAGGUGCGGGUCGAGCAUGCGGUGGAGAGAGGUAAAGUUGGGGAAGAGUACAUCAUCGGAGAUCGCGAGCGUCAAGCUCUCGGCAAGUGGAAGGAUGAGUUCACCCGUCAAAAUCAUGCUGCAGUCGUUGAGGUUUUGCUAGACACCAGCAGGGAUAGAGACAACGCAGGAAAUGUGAUGCCCAAUCUCGUCUACCUCUCAAGAGAGAAGAGCAAGAACAUGCCCCACCAUUUUAAGGCCGGGGCCCUCAAUGCCCUGCUCCGUGUGUCGGCUGUCAUGACCAAUGCGGCCAUAAUUCUGACUUUGGACUGUGACAUGUGCUCGAAUGAUCCCGAAGCACCUCGUCGAGCAUUAUGUUACUUAGCCGACCCCUUGACGAACCAGUCACAACUUGGGUACGUUCAAUUCCCUCAACGCUUCCAAGGGAUCAAUGAAGGCGACAUAUACUGUGGCGAUUUCAAGUACCCAUACCAUAUCAACCCGCCCGGAAUGAAGAACGGCCCAAGUUACGUUGGAAGCGGGUGCUUUUUCCGGCGGCGGAGCUUGUUUGGCGCUCCUUCGGCUAUCGUGCCGCUAGAGAUCCCGGAAUUGAGUCCCGAGCACUGUCCGAAGGGUUCGAUUAGGACAGAAAGGACGUCGGUAUUGGCACAAAAGGUGGCAGGAUGCAAGUAUGAGCACAAUACAAACUGGGGCCACAAGGUGGGGUUUAGAUACGGAUCACUUGUGGAGGACUACUACACGGGCUACAAGCUUCAAUGCGAGGGGUGGAGGUCGAUAUUUUGCCACCCCAAGAGGGCGGCGUUUCUUGGGGACGCGCCGAUUUGCCUCAUCGAUGUCCUCAACCAGAACAAGAGAUGGGCCAUCGGGCUUCUCGAGGUGGGUUUUUCCAAGUUCAGCCCGGUCACGUACGGCGUCCGGUCCAUGGGCCUCCUCAUGGGCCUGUCUUACGCGCACUACGCAUUCUGGCCCAUGUGGUCCGUCCCGAUCACCGUCUAUGCCUUCCUCCCUCAGAUUGCUCUUAUUAAUGGACUCUCCAUCUUCCCCAAGGUCUCGGAACCAUGGUUCCUCCUAUACAUUUUCCUCUUCCUCGGAGCCUAUGCCCAAGACCUGGCCAACUUCGUCUUAGCUGGCCAUAACGGAACCCUCCGGCGGUGGUGGAACGACCAGCGGAUGUACCUGAUACGCGGUGUGACGAGCUAUGCGUCCGGCACCAUCGAGUACACACUCAAGUCCCUAGGCGUCGCCGCACAUGGGUUCAGUGUCACGAGCAAGGUGCUGGACGAUGAGCAGAGCAGGAGGUACGAGCAAGGGGUUUUCGAGUUUGGGGUCGUGUCACCGAUGUUCAUGGUGCUGGCGGCGGCGGCGAUCAUCAACUUGGUGUCCCUCGUGCGGGGUCUGAUGGUGGCUAUUGUAAGGAGGAGCGGCGGCUGUGACGCGGAAGGGUUGGUGCUGCAGAUCCUGUUGGCCGGUUUCGGGGUCGUGAAUGGUUGGCCGAUUUACGAAGCCAUGUUUAUAAGGAGCGACAAGGGAAGGAUACCCACCAAGGUUACGUUGGUCUCGGCAUUCGUUGCAUCUCUCCUUUAUACUGCAGCUUCUCUUGCAUGAAAGAUUAGUGGGACAUUUAUGAUUCUGUCUGAAUUAUUUCUUCCAUAUCGAGGUAUAACUCUACAUAUGUUGAAUCAAAUUUUACUCGAUUGUCAUCAACUGAUCUUUCUUACUACUCCAGUUUUUCUAUGUGAGCUUUACUUCUGCUC